Messenger RNA from Salvia hispanica, 2891 nucleotides. RefSeq names its product glutamate receptor 2.7-like. The record is from RefSeq and is a predicted model, not a curated record. Gene Ontology annotation, molecular function: ligand-gated monoatomic ion channel activity. Gene Ontology annotation, cellular component: membrane. Lineage: Eukaryota; Viridiplantae; Streptophyta; Magnoliopsida; Lamiales; Lamiaceae.
CUUGAGUUUUGAUACCUGUUAAUGGAGAUUCCAAGAUUUUGUUGCAUUUCUUGGCUUAUCUUCGUGAGCUUUUGCGUUGUUUGCUUGAACUGUCGAAAUGCAACAGCUGAAAAGGCUGAUGUAGGUGUGAUUCUUGAUCUUGACACUACUCUUUGAAAGAUAUGCAGGACUUGCAUCUCUAUGGCAAUCGAAGAUUUCUACUCUAACCGUGACCACACAACCAUGAUCGUGCCUCAUUUCAGGAACUCCGGCACUGAUGCUGUUGGUGCAGCUUCUGCUGCCAUAGAACUACUCAAGAAUACUCAAGUAAUGGCAAUACUCGGGCCUCAGAGAUCCGUUCAAGCAGAUUUUGUGAUAGACAUAGGUGACAAAGUGAAAGUUCCGGUGAUAUCUCCAUCAAUUAGCCCAACCCUGUCAUCCAAAGAAUUGCAAUACUUCAUUAGGUCGGCAUGGUGUUCGUCUUCCCAGGCAAAAGCAAUUGCAGCAGUUGUGAAGGCCUUUGGUUGGAAGGAAGUGACAUUAGUUUAUGAAGACAGCAAUUAUGGGAGUGGAUUAGUACCAGUUUUGGCUGAAGAAAUGCUAAACAGCAAUGUUUUACUGUCAAAACUAAGUGCUGUAUCUCCUUCUGCUAAACAUCACCAGCUUUUUCAACAACUGCAGCAGUUGAAGACCCUGCAAACGAGGGUGUUUGUCGUGGUCAUGCUACCAAAUCUCGCCUCCCGCUUCUUCCAAAUGGCGGAAGAAGCAGGGAUGAUGGCCGAGGGGUAUGCUUGGAUUAUCUCCGACGUGCUAACCAGUCUCUUGGAUUCUGUUGAUUCAGAAACCAUUGAGGCAAUGCAAGGCGUAUUAGGCGUGAGGCCUUACAUUCCACGAUCACAUGAGCUUAGCCGCUUCACUAAGAGAUGGAGAAGGAGGUUUCACGAGGAGAAUCCGGAGAUGGACAGAACAGAACUUAAUGUUUUUGGGCUGUGGGCUUAUGACAGCACCACAGCGAUAGCUGAUUCAGUCGAGCGCGUUGGUGUGGCAUCACCAAGGUUCAAGAAACCUGGGCAAAGGUGGAAUUUGACAGAUUUGGAAGCAAUAGGGACUUCAAAUAGUGAUCCAUCUUUAGUUCAUUUGAUCAGAAACUAUAAGUCCAAAGGGCUGAGUGGUGAUUUCCAUAUCAAUAACGGGCAGCUGCAAGCAUCUGCCAUUGAGAUAGUGAAUGUCGUUGGUGCAGGAGCGAACAGAGUCGGAUUCUGGACAGAAAGAUACGGCAUUUCUCAGAAGCUGCAGGUAGAUGACCCGAUGGCAGUUUACUCUACUAAAAAGGAUGAUCUUGGGGGCGUGGUAUGGCCGGGACGAGGAGUUAUCAUGCCCAUAGGAUGGGAGGUUUCAACAAACGGGAAUAAGCUGAAGGUUGGAGUUGCUAAUAGGAGCGGAUUCCCUGAGUUCACCAGAGUUGAGAGGAACUCAAAAACAAAUGCUGUUGAAGCAACUGGCUUUUGCGUUGAUGUUUUCAAACAAGUGAUGGAAUCACUACCAUAUGAUGUGCCAUAUGAGUUUUUCCUCAAUGAAUAUACUGAUCACCAGAAAGGUGGAGAUUAUAGUGAUAUUUCAAACAUAAAUAAUCAUUCGGAUCCCAGUUAUGAGAAAUAUGAUAUAGUGGUUGGAGAUUUCACCAUCACAGCAAACAGAUCGGAGCUACUCGAUUUCACCAUCCCCUACACAGAAUCUGGUGUUGCUGUCAUCGUCCCAAUCAAGGCCAACGACAGCAAGAACGCUUGGAUUUUCAUGAAACCUCUCACGACAGGGCUCUGGCUAACAGCCGGUGCAUUCUUUUUCUUCACCGGAUUCGUAGUCUGGGCUCUUGAGCAUCGCGUAAACGAGGAAUUCCAAGGUCCACCUCUGCACCAAGUUGGAACUGCCUUCUGGUUCUCCUUCUCAACUAUUGUUUUUGCACACAGGGAGAGAUUAGUUAGCAAUUUAACAAGAUUUGUGGUGAUCAUAUGGAUGUUUGUGAUGCUGGUUCUGAACUCGAGUUACACAGCAAGCUUGGCAUCAAUGCUAACUGUGCAGCAGCUUCAGCCUGCCAUCACCGACAUCCACGAUCUGAUCAAGGAGGGUGAGUACGUCGGGUACCAGAAUGGCUCCUUCGUCACCGGACUCUUGAGAAACAUGAACUUCGACACCUCCAAGUUCAGAAGCUACCAAACGCUGGAAGAAUACGACGUCGCCCUCUCCAAAGGUAGCAGGAAUGGAGGAGUGGCUGCUGUUGUUGAUGAGCUCCCUUACAUUAGGAUGUUUCUUUCCAAAUAUUGCAGGAAGUAUACUAUGAUUGGCCCAAUAUACCAAACUUCUGGUUUCGGAUUUGCAUUUCAGAAGGGAUCGCCACUAGUUGAUGAUGUUUCAAAGGCGAUCCUGAGGCUGAAAGAGAAUGAGGAGAUGGAAAGGAUUUCAAGAAAAUGGUUUAAAGAAGGAGGGUGCAGAGGCAGUGAUGGAGCAACAUCAACAGUGAACACCCAAAGCCUCAGCGCAGAUAGUUUCAAAGGACUCUUUCUGGUUGCUGGUCUGUCAUCAUCCUUGGCUCUAGCUAUAUUUGUGUCGAAAUUCGCGUACGAGAAUCGGUGUAUAUUGAACUCUGCUGCUUCUACCAAGCUCAAGAUUCAUGAUCUAGCUAGAGCUUUUUAUCAGAAGAAAGAUAGCAUAUCAGAGGAGUCUCUUGAAGGAAGAGUUUCAACACCCAGUCCAGAACCAAUGACUCCCAUCCUUUAGAUAAAUAUGCAGCUUGGACUCUUGGUAGGGUUGGAGUUAUAACAGACGUAGAGGGUAAAAUAUCACAUUGUUUUUGUGUACAUGUAUAAAUCAUCAAUUUGAAGAAUGGGGAUCAUGUUAUGUUUAAGUGAUAUUAA